Cydia splendana is the source of this 1295-nucleotide messenger RNA. Its product is annotated as RCC1 and BTB domain-containing protein 1-like. Gene Ontology annotation, biological process: proteasome-mediated ubiquitin-dependent protein catabolic process; regulation of proteolysis. Lineage: Eukaryota; Metazoa; Arthropoda; Insecta; Lepidoptera; Tortricidae. The transcript is spliced from 3 exons. The record is from RefSeq and is a predicted model, not a curated record. The coding region runs from base 82 to 999 and encodes 305 amino acids. Gene Ontology annotation, molecular function: ubiquitin protein ligase binding. Gene Ontology annotation, cellular component: cytoplasm.
AUUGUGUGUCUAAUAGUCGUGUGGAAAACAUUAUUUUUCUCUUCGUCAGUCGGGUAAAAACCAAAGUGAGGAAAGAUCACGAUGUCUCUGGAAAUAUCUUACAAACGCAUACUAAGAGGGCCGUGCAUGAAAUUAGCAUUUUCAUUGAUAUAUAAAUCAGAACAACCACUGAGUAUCCCUCAAGUCGGUCAAGGGCAGUUCGACAUUGACGAUUUGGUCGAUAUACGGCUACAAUUCGACCAGAAAAUACCAGCAACCAAACCAACUACUACCUAUAGUACCAAGCCACCGUUGCCGGUCACCGUAAACAUUUCCACAAAGAAAACCGACAGGGGAAAGGAUGUCACGGUCAAGUUCAAAGUAUUGUGCACUAAAACGAAAAUUGUUAAACAAUUCAUUUGCACCGACACUUGGACGGAUUGGGUCGAACUGGGGAAAGGCCAACUCACAUUCAAGGAUCCUUGUUAUACAUUAGAUGAUAUUGAAGUGCUUUUUACGGUGACUAAAUCGGGAGCUGUGUCAUUCGCUGACCUGUACGAUGAUACGGAUAUAAUAGAUUUUAAUCUGUCAUUGGAAGACAAUAAAGUACCGGUACAUAAGGCAUGUUUAGCGGCGCAUAGCAACAAGUUUAAGAAUAUGUUUACGUCGGUGUGGAAGGACAUUAAUGAAGGAUGCGUUGAGAUUAAGGGAGCGACACACCAAACUCUACAAUACAUAAAGGAUUACAUGUAUCUAGGAAGGCUACCCGACGUGGACGUCCGUCCAAUGCUACUCUUCGCUAUCCAAUACUCCAUGUCCAACUUAAAGGCGGACUGUAUUACAAAACUUGUUGAAACUGUGGAGUUCUACAGUCUGUAUAGUCUUCUGGAGUUUGCCUGUGAGAAUAACAUACCUGAGUUGACGUUUGCUCUGAUGCUGCACACUUCGGCUGAGAUGGUGCAUAAUGCUUAUGAGAUGAAAAAGAAUCCGCCUUUGGAAGAACCAUUGCCAGAUGCGUAGUCUAAUUUAAAUAUCUAUAAAAUCUUAAAUUGAUUCCGUCUGAAAAGGGUCCGUAUGCUCCAACGCCCUUAUCGAAUGACGGCGGUCAAAAGGAUUGAAUUAUUAUUUCGUCUUCUUUAUUAUAAUUAUUAUAUUAAGAAUUAACAAUUAUAUUCGAACGUACAUUAGCAUUAUAAUAUAAUAUAUUCAUACUAUACAUAUAUGAUUAAUUGAUAAUAUUAAUAUUACCUAUUAAUAAUAAAUAAAUACAAACAAUAUGUCUUAUUCACGAUAUAAUAACGUGCUAGUCAAUCAGU